Messenger RNA from Euleptes europaea (tarantolino), 534 nucleotides. It is a transcript of the gene FAM219B, whose product is annotated as family with sequence similarity 219 member B. The coding region runs from base 1 to 534 and encodes 177 amino acids. The record is from RefSeq and is a predicted model, not a curated record. The transcript is spliced from 6 exons. NCBI's taxonomy places the organism in Eukaryota, Metazoa, Chordata, Lepidosauria, Squamata, Sphaerodactylidae.
AUGGCGGCGGGCGAGGAGGAGCCGCCGGGGCGGCGGGAGGCCGGGCCCGGGCCCAGCAGCAACACGGGGCACAGGGACAAGAGGAGAAACAGGGAAGCCUCAUUGGAAAAAAAGGGACCGUACAUCAUGAGCAAAACGCCUUCUCUUCAAGACAAGCUGCAAAAGCAUCGGGAGAUGGCGAAGGCAAUGCUGCGGAGGAAAGGAGUGCUCGGGGGAACCGUCUGGAACCAACCCAAACCAGCAGCCAAGAGGUCAGUGAAAUUCAAUAAGGGCUACGCUGCUCUGAGCCAGACCUCGGAUGAAACCCUGGUGUCCGUGGAGUCAGACAGUGACGGGGAGCUGGAAUCCCGAUGUUCCUCUGGUUACUCCUCUGCGGAGGUGAACCAGGAUCUCAGCCGACAGCUGCUGCAGGACGGAUAUCACCUAGACGAAGUCCCGGAUGACGAGGACCUCGACCUCAUUCCUCCCAAGCCCGUCUCGUCCUCUCCUUGCUCCUGUUGCUUCGGGGAAUCUGCCUCUUGCUCCAUCCAAUGA